Molecule: messenger RNA, 615 nt
Organism: Rubroshorea leprosula
Lineage: Eukaryota; Viridiplantae; Streptophyta; Magnoliopsida; Malvales; Dipterocarpaceae
Source: the annotation of a GenBank genome assembly
AGGUUUGGAUAUCACAUCGUUCACAAUUAGUUCAGUCUGGCUCUGUGCUGUCUUGCUUACAGGACCCGAAACCGGCCCGGUGCUGAACAACCAAAGAAAGGCUCAGCACUUCGGCGCCAUCCUAAUUGGUGCGAUUUACCGGAGACAGGGAGAGAGAUGGCAUCAGGAUGGGGAAUCACGGGCAACAAAGGCCGGUGCUACGAUUUCUGGGUCGAUUUCAGCGAGUGUAUGUCCACUUGCAGAGAACCCAAGGACUGUGCUCUCCUCCGCGAAGACUAUCUCGAGUGCCUCCACCAUGCCAAGGAGUUCCAAAGAAGAAAUCGGAUUUACAAGGAGGAGCAACGCAAAUUAAGAGCUGCUGCACGGAAGGCCAAUGAGGGUGAAGGUGUCCAUAACCACCAUGCAUAGUCAUAAUUUGUAAUCUUUGAGAAUUCUCAUAAUAAAAGAAUGCAGGGAGGUUGUUGUAAUUUUGUUCUGGAUUGAUAUUCUAACUUGCUUUGAAAUUGCAUGAUUUUGCUUUGGGAUACUGUUAUUUUCAGCCUUUGCAAUGAGGCAAUGAUCUUUAUUUUAUGUGCUUCCAUCACUUUCUAGCUAUAAUAAUCCUUAUGAAUUGCA